UCCUCUCACCAAUAUCCUGCCAUGCAGUCCGCAUCCUCGCAGCCUCAGCAGCAGGCCACAAACGGGCAACCGCCGGCCGGGAAGCCCGCUGAUUAUGUCUAUUUCGACAGAACUACUGCUGGUUUUUCGGACGACGCGUUGCAGCGGGCCAAGGCUGCCCAGCUCAAAUUGCAGCAUUAUUACAAGGUCGCCGUCGAUUCUGCAAUAGAGAGGAACACCAGACGCGUCGAAUUGGAGCGCAAGCUAGCUGCCGAUAACAUGAUGCCGGACGACCGGAAGCAGAGGCAGCUGCUCCAGCUCGGGAAGAAGGAGUCUGCGUUCCUGCGUUUGCGGAGGACUAAACUUGGCUUGGAAGACUUCCGGACGGUCAAGGUUAUCGGAAAGGGUGCUUUCGGCGAGGUACGGCUCGUGCAGAAGACUGAUACGGGGAAGAUCUAUGCUAUGAAGACUCUGAAGAAGGAGGAGAUGUUGAAGAAGGACCAGCUUGCCCACGUUCGCGCCGAACGUGAUGUGCUGGCAGAAUCUAAUUCGCCUUGGGUGGUACAGCUGUACUACUCCUUCCAGGAUCCCCAGUACCUGUACCUCAUCAUGGAGUUCUUGCCGGGAGGCGACUUGAUGACGAUGUUGAUUAAAUACGAUACGUUCUCGGAGGACGUGACCCGGUUCUACAUUGCCGAAUGUGUGCUUGCUAUUGAGGCCGUGCAUAAGCUUGGGUUCAUCCAUCGUGAUAUCAAGCCGGAUAAUAUCCUGAUCGACAAAGACGGACAUAUCAAACUCUCUGACUUCGGUCUCUCGACUGGGUUCCACAAGCAGCAUGAUGCAAGCUAUUACCAACGCCUGCUUGACUCUGCCAACGGCGUUCAGUCACCCACGUCGCAAGCGCAAACGGGCAGGAAUAGCGUCAUGGUGGACCCUAUUCAUCUGACCAUGACGAGCAAAGACCAGAUCGCCACAUGGAAGGCCAAUCGGCGGAAGCUAGCGUACUCAACUGUGGGUACUCCGGAUUACAUCGCCCCGGAGAUCUUCCGUCAGGAGGGUUACGGCAACGAGUGCGAUUGGUGGUCGCUCGGCGCAAUCAUGUUCGAGUGCCUGGUCGGCUACCCGCCGUUCUGCUCCGAGUCCACGCACGAGACGUACCAAAAGAUCAUGCAGUGGCAGUACCACCUCGUCUUCCCAGACGACAUCCAUCUCAGCCGCGAGGCCGAGGAUUUGAUUCGACGGCUGAUUACGUCCGCUGACCGGCGCCUGAAAGUGGAUCGGAUCAAGGCUCAUCCGUUCUUUUACGGCGUGGACUGGGAGACGAUUCGGCACAUCGACGCGCCUUUCGUUCCUCACUUGCGGUCUAUUACGGACACGUCGUACUUCCCCACGGACGAGCUGGAGCAAGUCCCCGAAGAGCCGCGGUUCACCCUCAACUCAAACGCAUUCUAG
Messenger RNA from Gloeophyllum trabeum ATCC 11539, 1431 nucleotides. Its product is annotated as kinase-like protein. The record is from RefSeq and is a predicted model, not a curated record. Lineage: Eukaryota; Fungi; Basidiomycota; Agaricomycetes; Gloeophyllales; Gloeophyllaceae. The coding region runs from base 22 to 1431 and encodes 469 amino acids. The transcript is spliced from 8 exons. Gene Ontology annotation, molecular function: protein serine/threonine kinase activity; ATP binding. Gene Ontology annotation, cellular component: cytoplasm; cytoskeleton. Gene Ontology annotation, biological process: peptidyl-threonine phosphorylation; actomyosin structure organization.